GCCUUUUCUUUUGAUAAUGACGCACCAACCUACCCAUUUUAUUCAUCCCAAACAUUGUUAUCAAUUAACCACUAUUUAUCAUCCUACCAAAACCCAAACCCAACUUUCUAUCUCCUCACAACAAAAACUUCUCUAAGAAAAAAGUAUGGCUAAAUUCUCCUUUCCCUUCAUCCUUCUCCUAUCUCUUCUAACCCUAACCUUGUUACUACCCAUAAACCAUGCAUCAUUUGCAAAACCUAUCUCGAAAACCGAGCUCGGGAUCAAAGCAUUAGAUGAUAAGCAAACCCUACUCACAUUCUACUUCCACAACACCCUUAGUGGGCCCAAUCCUUCAUCCCUCCGAAUCGCCCAGGCAAAAUCUACCGAACAAUCAUCGACCAUGUUCGGGAUUUUGGCUAUGGUCGAUAACCCAUUAACCGAGGGCCCCGAAAUCACGUCGAAAUUGGUGGGUAGGGCCCAAGGAAUGCAAGCAUCCGUGGGCCAAACCGAGUCGACGUUAAUGAUGGUUAUGAAUUUGUACUUCUUAGAAGGUGAAUAUAAGGGAAGUACGUUAAGUGUUUUAGGGAGGGAUAUUAUGGGUGAGAGUGUAGGGGAAUUGCCUGUGGUUGGAGGUACUGGUGCCUUUAGAUUUGCUAAGGGUUAUGCUCAGAUUAAAUCUCAGACGUUGGAUCAAAAGAGUGGUGAUUCUAUGAUGCAAUUCAAUGUGAUUGUUAAUCAUGCUUCAAGUAUUGGUAGUGGUACCCAAUCAAGUGAUGGUGCACCCUCACCUACCCAAGUAUAUUUCUUUAAAUUGGUGUCUUUUACAUGUUUGAUUAUGGUUUCUCUUUUCUAUUCAUUUAUUAUUUGAAGGAUAUAUGAUUUUGUAAUUAUGAUUUUGUAGAAACACUUUUUUUUAGUCCAUUUCUUUUGUUUACAA
Amaranthus tricolor (Joseph's coat) is the source of this 916-nucleotide messenger RNA. Its product is annotated as pterocarpan synthase 1-like. NCBI's taxonomy places the organism in Eukaryota, Viridiplantae, Streptophyta, Magnoliopsida, Caryophyllales, Amaranthaceae. The coding region runs from base 146 to 847 and encodes 233 amino acids. The record is from RefSeq and is a predicted model, not a curated record. The transcript has a single exon.